AAAAGGCACCAUAAUAACGGCACUUUUACGUCAAUUUAUGCGCGUUGAUUUAUGUCAAUUUACGCGAAUGAGUCGAUAAGGUUAUUUCACAACCUUUUUAGAGUGCUCGUGGAAUUUGGUGGAAUUCCCUUUCUUGUCAUUUCUCGUUGGAACAAGCUCAGUGGACUGCACGGAAAUGCGAAAAAGACAAAUAAGUAAGCGAUUGUAACGAGAUAUCGAUGGCAGAUUUAUUCGACAUCGCGAACCUGAUCACGGCCGUCGGUGUCGACGGCGUGAAGAUUAAGCAGGAACCCGGAGUGCCGGAGAAGUCGUCCAAUGAGAUCCUGACGGAACUUUUCAGCACCUUUGACACGCCGGACGACGGUGCCCCGUCGCCGUUGAACAGUGAUCAGCAGGUACCGAAUGGCGAAGCCAGCGAGCCAGAUAAGCUUCAAACGAAGAAGAAGAAGCUCAAGAAGAAACAUAAGUACAAAGAGAAGAAGCACAAGAAAAAGAAACAUGAUUCCUCGGAUAACGACAGCGAUGCAGAAGAUGUCAAGAAAAAGAAGAAGCACAAGAAGAAAUCCAAACGGAGGCGUGACUCUGUUUCCAGCAAGUCUUCUGACUUGGGUCACAGUAAAGCCAAAAUAUCAAAAAUGAAUGACAAUGGUGAUGUUGAAAGCAAAUGUAAUGAGGCAAAGUCCCAUCUCGAUGCAUCAGGAAAAACCAGUAUAAAUGAUGAGAAACAAAUGGAUGAUCAAUAUACAGAGAAAGAUUCAGAUGCACCAGAUAAACUCUUGGAUAAUUCUGAUAGUCCACGAUUACCACCUAUAUCAAAGAAGGCAAAUGAUGAAUUUGAUGAGCCAGUAAUACCUAAACUUCUUGAAAAACCGAAGCAGCCUAUUCAAGGAAAAAUAUUGAUAAAGGAUCUCAAGAAUAGUACGGUUUAUAAUGAAACAGUAAAAGAAAUAGAAAAUAAGGAGAAGGCAAAAGCUGCAAAAAUGGAAGAUGGCGAGCUAUCUGACAGUAGCAACGACAACAGGACACCUACUUUAAGUCCCACUCCACCUCGAAAUCGGUCAUCAUCAUUCAGUCCAAGUAGAGAUAAAAUAAGAGGCAAAAUGUAUAGUCCAACGAGAGAAUCAGUUGCUUCAAAAACGGAUCUUAGAUUAGUCUUGAAGGAAAAGGAAAGGAAAAGGAGUACAAGAGAUAAGGAUGGUCGUUCGCAAGACCGAAGAUCAAGAUCACGAACGCGAUAUAGCAGUAGAAGCGACAAAAAAGAAAGACAUAGAAGCAGAAGUAGAGAAAGGCGAGAUAGGGAUAGAAAUAGUGAAAGACGACAUUUGGGUAGAAGCAGAGAUAGACACAGAUACAGAAGCCACAGUGAAAAUAAAGACAGAUAUGCGCGAGGUCGAAGCGCGAGCAAGGAGAGAAAGGAGAGAAUAGAGAUUAAUAAGAAGAAGCUUUUAGAAAUAGCAAGGAGAAAUGUUAUAAGUAUGAUAAAACAAGGAACUCUGUCGGUAGCUCAGCAAGAUAAAGCUAUUGCUGCCAUACAAUCCGGUGGAAAAACAGUGGACGAACUCACAGAUUUUUGUAAAUCUUUAUCCAAGUCUGAAGCGUUAGGUGAAUUAUCUAGUAUCUCUUCUGAAGAUGAAGAAAGUGAAUCUGAAAAAGGAUUUCAUCAUCCUUUUCUUUUAAAAGAAAGACCUAGCUCUAUUAUAAUGAAUAUUAAGGACGCGAAACAGCUGCCAACAAAAACGUUUCAAGAGAAAACAGCUGAAACGUCAAAUCAACUGCGAUUGCAGUUUCCUGUUUCCAGUGGACAACAUCAUAGAAGAAGUGAAAACGAAUGGGUUCCUGUUACACCCAAGAAACCAGAACCAAAAAAGAUAUUUGUACCUGCUUCUACAAAUCUUUGUACAACUACACCAUUGGCUAUAAUGCCACCACCUGUGCCAACACCUGUACCACCUCCUGUGCAACCUGUUCAACCUGCGCAAACUGUUUUCCCAACGACAACGGAGCCUAUGGAUAUUGGUUCCAUUGUAUCUGAAAGAUUAGCAGCUAUAAGAAAAUUACGAGACAAUCCAAAUGAUGUAAGCGCUUUGAAUGCAAUGCAUCGGGCACAAAAUGAGAUGAGAAAUUGGGUUGAAAGUAAGCAGAUACCAGGUCAAUUUACUGGUAAUACUGGAGUUAAAGUGCUUACACCUGCAGAAUUGUCUUCAGGUUACCAAGCCUGGGCACGUAAGGAUCAAUUAGUAUCUGCACAGCCUGUAACAGGUGGGAUGGGUAUGGCGUUACUGCAAAAAAUGGGUUGGCGACCUGGUGAGGGUCUAGGCAAGAAUAAAGAAGGGGCCUUGGAACCAUUACAACUAGAAGUUAAAUUGGACAAAAGAGGAUUGGUUUCCGAGCAGGAUAUUAUGCAAAAAGUUAACAAAACUGCAAAGCCUACGGUGCCAACUGUCAAAACAUUGGAAGGCAAACAUCCAGUGUCACUUUUAGGGGAAUAUUGUACGAAGAAGAAACUAGGAGCACCAGUUUAUGAGUUGUGCUUUGAAUCUGGACCAGAUCAUAGAAAGAAUUUCCUCUUUAAAGUAAAGGUAAACGGCAAUGAAUAUAAGCCGAGUGUUGCAAGUUCAAAUAAAAAACAAGCAAAGGCAGAAGCAGCGCAAAUAUGUCUACAAACCUUAGGAUUACUGCCCUCUUAAUUUCGUCCGAUAUAAUGGUGACAAGGAGCAUGUAGAUUGCGCCAUUACGUAACAGUACCCUCUUCAAUUUUUCACAGAAAAAUAAAACCUGCCAUACAAGUAAUUUUGUAUCAUUCUUGGAGCAAUGUGGCAAAAGUCAACAAGUGACUGAUGUUGCCAAGACCUUAUUAAUUAUUAAACUAAUUCACUGUGGUGCAAUAGAUUAUAUUUUGUUCAUAGUAAGGUGUGCAUAAUUAUACAAAUAGCUGUAUAAAUUUCACAAGUACCAUUGCAAUAGCAAAAAGAUAUGAAUUGUAUUAUUACAAUAUAUAUUCAUCGAUCACUUGUAAAAUUAAAUAUUAAAAUAUUUCUUGCGAAUCCUUAGGAAACUAAAAAA
Messenger RNA from Solenopsis invicta (red fire ant), 3063 nucleotides. RefSeq names its product protein Son. Gene Ontology annotation, molecular function: RNA binding. The coding region runs from base 219 to 2687 and encodes 822 amino acids. Gene Ontology annotation, biological process: regulation of cell cycle; regulation of mRNA splicing, via spliceosome. The record is from RefSeq and is a predicted model, not a curated record. NCBI's taxonomy places the organism in Eukaryota, Metazoa, Arthropoda, Insecta, Hymenoptera, Formicidae. The transcript is spliced from 13 exons.